CGUUGGAUUGCAUCGUGGAAAUUGGAAUUGUCUUUUUAAUUCCUGAAGGUUUUUUUUGUUUGUUUGUUUGUUUUUGGUUUGCAGUUUUCUUGAUCCUAAACAACCAAGAUAUUUUGUGUUCCACAUGAUCGAGGCGUUUUUCCCAGCUGCGGGAAUCUAGAAACCAUGGAUACCGGCUCGGUCUGAAAUGUCUUCCUGUUUUUGUCACGUGAGGAGGCGUGGCAUGGAGGCCCCACCCCCUUUCUCUUCUGCCCUCAGGGCUUUGCUUCUGGCCAGUGGAUUAGUGCUUUACCCACGAGCCCCAGCUGUCGCUCCGCCCCGGGUCUUCUGGACCAGCGUGUCCGGGUUAUGGCGGCUGGUUCUGUCCCUAUCGCUGCUCGCCUUCCCAGGCCCAGCGGUCUCUGCUAGAGUAUCGUCGAGUCUGAGCACCACACAUCACGUUCACCAUUUCCACAACAAACACGGCACCGUGCCCAUCGCCAUCAACCGGAUGCCCUUCCUGACGAGGGGAAGCCACGCUGGGACGACCUACAUCUUCGGCCGCGGAGGGGCCCUCAUCACGUACACGUGGCCCCCGAACGACCGGCCGAGCACGAGGGCAGACCGGCUGGCCGUGGGCUUCAGCACGCAGCUGAAGGAGGCCGUUCUGGUGCGGGUGGAGAGCGCCAAGGGGCUCGGAGACUAUCUGGAGCUUCACAUAGAGCGCGGGAGGGUCGGCGUGAUCUUUAACGUGGGGACGGACGACAUCGUCAUCGAGGAGAGCGGCGUGAUGGUCAGCGACGGGAAGUAUCAUGUGGUCAGAUUCACACGGAGCGGCGGGAACGCCACACUACAGGUGGACAAUCUGCCCGUGCUAGAGCGCUUCCCUUCAGGGAGCUUUGAUAGUGAACGGCUGGCUAUUGCUAGGCAAAGAAUCCCGUACCGACUCGGUCGGGUAGUUGACGAGUGGCUACUCGACAAAGGUCGGCAGCUGACGAUCUUCAACAGCCAGGCGUUCAUUAAGGUGGGCGGCGGUGAGAAGGGCCGUAACUUCCAGGGUCAGAUCUCGGGGCUGUACUAUAAUGGCCUGCAGGUGCUGAAGCUGGCGGCGGAGGGCGACCCGAACGUGCAGGUGCAGGGGAACCUGCGUCUGGUGGGAGACGUGCCCUCCGUCAUGAGCACCGACACCACCUCCACCACGCCACUCGCAGACAUGUCCACCACCAUCAUGGAGACCACCACCACCAUGGCCACCACCACCACCCGCAAACAACGCUCGCCCACCAUGAGAGACAGCGUCACGCAGGUGAGUGAGUGA
Messenger RNA from Sinocyclocheilus grahami, 1297 nucleotides. Its product is annotated as neurexin-2-beta-like. Bases 188 to 1297 code for a protein of 369 amino acids. The transcript is spliced from 5 exons. Lineage: Eukaryota; Metazoa; Chordata; Actinopteri; Cypriniformes; Cyprinidae. The record is from RefSeq and is a predicted model, not a curated record.